CGAAUCGACCUUCAACACUUUGAUGAAAUUCUCGCGGUCGUGUGUGAAACACUCUGCAAAUAACAUGUCAUUUGUCAACUAGAAGAGGUCUUUGCACUCUUCCAAGGACGAGCAAUUGUUUGAAUGUACAAACAAAUAUUAUCGGCGACGUAUGCUAAUUGUUUAUAGUUUACAAACACAGUAAACAGUUGCUUGGUCUGUUGUGAUGGUGAUAAGAUGCUUCGCUAAUUCUUAUCGCAAGAAAGGAGCAUAUGUUCAAUUCGAACAAAUGCAGUUAUUGGAGCCGUAUUUGUUAGUGACUUUGGUGACUAAUUUCCCUUUGCUGGUGUUGGGAAAGUACCGCAGGUGCCACAGAUCAGUAGGAUGGAUACGAUAAAGAGGUUAAAACUGCAGAACCUGAGAGAUGAAAUUGUUCAAGAUCUUGACGUUGACGACAUUGUGGACGGCCUUGUUUCAUCUGGCGUAAUAACUGAAGAGGAACGGGAAAGUAUAUUUUCUGAAAAAACACGAAAAGCCAGAGUACGUCACUUGCUCGAUUUGCUUCCAAGUAAAGGCUCAUGUGCGUUUGAUAAUUUCGUGAGAAAUCUGAAGAAUGAGUACCAGUGGCUUUAUUCAAAGUUAAUAGAGGACACUGAUCCAAGUCAAGAUGAAGAAAAAUUUCUAGAUGCCUUACUGUUAGGUGGAAUACCUCGCACCCCACCACACAACGUAGAAAGACAGGAGACUCUUCUGGAAUUACGUGCGAGUUUAAAGUCUUUAACUCGAGGCAAUUAUAUUGUGUUGCAUGGAAUGACUGGUAGUGGGAAGUCCUGCUUAGCUGCAGCUGCUGUGGAGAAUCUUCCACUGGUUACUAAAUCUUUCAAGAACUGCGUUUUCUGGCUGAGUGUGGGUGAUUCUGGAAGUAAUGUCUUGUCUCAUGUGAAUCACCUUUUGUGUAAGUUGCAAGCUACAGGGAGAGUGUUUCCUGAUGAAUUUCAGAGGCAGGAACUUAUGAAUCUGACUUGGUUCCGAGAAACACUUAAACGAUACUACACAGAUAAAGAUUUAAGAGAAGGUCUUCUUAUAUUGGAUGAUGUUGCCUCAAGUGAUGUCAUUGAUGCAUUUGACAUUGGCUGUAAAAUACUUGUUACAACGAAGGAUCUUGAAGUGAUGAGAAAAGUGCGAGGAAGGAUAAGCAAAACUAUUAAACUGAAUGAUGGUUUCAAAGAAAUAGAGACAUUGUCGUUGUUUGCUAAGUGUAUAAAUCAAACAAUUGAAGAUCUACCCCAUGAGGCAAGACAAAUACAUCGUCUUUGCAAAGGCAUUCCCAUGUUGGUAGCUCUUAUUGGUGCCAAUCUAGAAGAGCACAGUGAAGAUGCGCGUUCUAACAAAGGAAGAUGGAAUAACUUCAUUACAAUGCUUAAAUCAAAACACUACAGCUCCCCUGGACGCAGUACAUUUUACCAAGAUGAACUGUUAAGUGCAGUUGGGAUGUCUGUGGGAAAUCUACCAGAAUAUCAGAAGGAAAGAUUCCAGGAUUUUGCACUAUUUAAAGAAGAUGUGAAUAUCAAACCUGAGGUGCUUCAAGUUCUUUGGUCCCUUAACAAAUAUGAAGUAGAAGAUAUUAUGUCAUAUUUUGUUAAGAAAUCUCUAGCUGUCUCAAAAUGGAAUGAAGAACUCAAUAGUUCUGUGUAUGGAAUUCAUGAUAUUAUCUUGGACUACUUAAAAUUUGGGCUAACAAAGGAAAAGAAAAAGGAACUACAUAGAAAAUUGCUGGAAGCAUACAGUAAAAUCUGUGAUGGUGAUUUUUCAAAAUUACCAAAUGAUAAUUAUAUAUAUACCUACAUUGGUUACCAUAUUGAUGAGGCUGAAAUGUGGGAUUUAUACUCCAACCUUUAUAUCAGUUUACCUUUUGUCCAAGCAAAGUUGAAAGUCACUGGACCAGGUGACCUGCUUCUGGACUACAGAAAAUAUAGGAUUAACAUAGAUAAAGAGCAAGAGGAUUUGAAAGCAGUUGUUGAUGACUUUGAAAGAUUUGUGCACUCCCAUGGUUUGGAUUUGUACAAGUAUCAAGAUCUUGAUGCUGUUCAGUGUGCACUUAAAGAACCUAGACAGAGUUUUGUUUUUAAUGAGGCUUAUAAAAUUGCCAAGGAAUGUAAUACAAGGCUUUACCUUGAACAUAUCCUUAACCAAGAUUUCUCUUCAGACACACAAAGUCUUCCAGUAGAAGGCGAAGCUGUAACUGCCUGUUUUACACAUAGUGAAAAUAAGAUUAUUGUUGGUUGUUAUGAUGGAUCUAUAAAUCUAUUGGCAGUCGACUAUAAACAUAUACUUCACUCAUUUCAAGGCCAUAAGAAGCAGAUAACAUGCCUACAAUGCCACUCAAGUAAUAAAAUAUUCCUGUCAUCUUCAGAAGAUGGUACAGUAAAAUUAUGGAGUUUGGAGGAUAUCAUUGACAAGAAAACAGAGAAACAGAAAUCGGGUGACAGUGGUACUGUCAGAACACCAUCUCCUCGUCUUCGUCAAACUAGUUGGAGUAAUAUGUUUUCUGAAAGUGGGUCGGAUGACAAAAGUAUUUUCACAUUCAGUAAACACAAAGGUGCUGUCUCUUGUGCUUCUUUUGCACACAAAAAGAAUGAAGUGGUGUCAUGUUCUGUUGAUGGAUGUGUGAAGGUGUGGGAUAGUGAAACAGGGGCAGAGAAGUUGCACAUAGAUGUUCCCAAUAAUAGCAAACCUAAUAGCUGCACUUUCUCUAAUGAUGAUACUCUGUUGUAUUUUGGUGGGGAAGAUUCACACCUUUAUGUAUAUAGUGCAGAAUUUGGUACAUUCCUUUCAGGAUUGGGAAAUGAUGGACCAAUAGUGACAAUUUUAGGUAUCCCAGAUUCUGAGUAUGAGGUAAUUGUUGUAACUGAAGAUUCAAUAAUAUGUUGGAGUUGGGAAGGUGUUAACACUACACCUCCUGAAAAUGUCAUAACCAGUGGUGAGAUAACAGCUACAUUGUCACUUGAAGAUUUGGAAAAACAGGUUCUAGGACGCUGUAAAGGCACAACAUUUGUAUGUGCCACAAUAACGGAAGACAGUGAGUUUGUCAUUACUGCAUCUUCAAACCAUAGUGUCUGCAUUUGGGACAUAAAUCCAGAUGCACCAUAUAUUGUAAAAGAAUACCAUGACCAAAGUGGGGAUAUAUACUGCCUGAGCUCUAUCAGUGUAGAUAGCAGUAUACACGGAUUUCUGUCAUGUACCAAUAAAAAUGUCAGACUCUGGAAAUUUGAUCCUUCUGCUUCUGGGAAUAAUGUCACUCUUCUAAGCACAUUCGAUGCAUUAUGGCAAAGUGACGACCUUAAUUUUACACUGCCUUUAUUUGCUGUUGCAGACAACACCAACAAAGUACAGGUUCUUCGAGGCAAAGAAUUGGUUUGUGAGUCAUCAAAGGAAGAGACCCAAAUCACAUGCUGCAAAUUUGUUACAACAAACUGUGUUGUAUAUGGAUGUGCAGAUGGUAUGGUGAAACUUCUUGAAGUAGAACCCAAAAAAGUUUUGCACAUUAUGAAACUUAAUAAACCAGUGGUAUAUUUGGAUGUCUUUAAGUCUGUAAAAGAAAUAACAAUAACCGCAGGUGAUCAGACUGAGCUGAAGAUGUGGCAUUUAUCUGGUGAAGUACUUCCUUGUUAUGGGAUCAAAGAUCUGGUUGUGAAAUGUUUUUUGUUGUCUGAUACAAGAAAAAUGUUAUCAUGCUCUAAGGAUGGAAGUGUAAAGGUUUCAAGAAUUGAUACCGGGGAAUUGGAAGAAGUGAUAGUUGGCCAAAUACGAGAUGCUACAAUCACUGGUGCUGAUUUCUGCCCUCACCAAGAGAUACUGGCUAUGGCUGACAAAAACAAUUGCUUUCAUAUCAUUUGGCUUACUAAUUCUGAAAGGGAACUCUAUUCUGAAACAAAAAGAGUAUCCAGCCCUCCACAUUGCUGUUGUUUCUCACAAUGUGGUCAGUUGAUAGCGCUUGGGCAAGAAAAUGGCAGUAUUUAUAUUUGGAAUGUUACCAAAAAUUCCAUUCACUGUGAACUUAGUCAUCACCGUAGCCGAGUUAAGGAUAUUACAUUUGCACCAGGGGUUCCCGAUGGUGCCCUCCUUGUCAGUGUUGCGGAAACUGUGGCAUGGUGGAGUGCAGCACAGGCACACAAGUGCCGUCCCAACCGAGGUCGUCGCAGGCAGAGCCAACCUCCUUUUAACUUAUCGCUUCUCCCUGUGGAACCAACUCUUGCAGACGUUUGGAUGACCAAAAUUUCUCACACAGGAAAUUGCUAUCUUCUUGGUUGUUUGAAACUUGCAGGUGCUGAUGCUGGACAGAUUGUUUGUUCUCCUGACUUCUCACAAUUUGCUACUGUGGAUUCUGCGGGCUUCAUUUAUUUACUUGGUGUGAUAAACUAGAGGCCAAAAAAUGUGUGUCAUAUAUUUUCCUGUUAGUGAUGUAUUGUUGUGAUGUAAAAUUGUACAGUUCCUUUUUCUUUCCCACUUUUCUGUGCUUUCACAGUGUGAAGAGGAACUCAGGGAAAGUCAUUUCUUUUCUGGUCUCUCGUUUUAGUGUCCAUCUUCCUUUUAAAUUGUAACUCAAUCAUGGGACUGAAUAGUCUGAUUGUGAGAUGAUCCUUUCCUAAUUUGAUGGCGAGAAUAGGCAGUUAAUGUGUCUGUUAGUAAACAAAGAAAAUUUUUAUAAGGUUAUUUUAUAGUGUUAUUUCAUAUUGUAUAUUAUAAUUGUUUAGUAAAUUUUUAUAAGCUUAUUUUAUAGUGUUGUUUCAUGGUAUGUAUUAUAAUUGGGUAAUACAUGUUCGGAUGCUCAGAAUGUGUGUGUGUGACCAGAGUUGAACUCGGUGUUUUAAACAGGCAUCUCAAUGGUGUGAUGAUGUGACAAUAACUCUUUUCUGUCACUAAUUAUGGUGUUCAGUAUUCAGAUGUAGUUUUUCAGUUAAACAUCAAUACCUGUUAUGCAUUUAUGACAUAUGUCAUUAAGAGCUGGGUCUGAGUGCAAUGAUUUGAUUUUGCUAAGGUUCAGUUUUAAGCAUAGGAAGUCGUACUUUUACUACCCUAUUGCCUAUGGGCUGCAUAAGGGAACUGCUGGUGAAAGUGAAGCUGUAAUCCAUAAUUUUGUAAUUCAUUUGGUGCUAUUUCAUUUUUGUAUUAUUAUUAUUAUUAUUAUUAUUACUACUACUACUACUACUGCUAUUAUAUUUUGUCUUCAAAUAAUGGAGUUGUGAAAAAACAGUUACAUGAGUGGAAAACACACACACACACACACACACACACACACACACACACACACACACACACCACCACCACCGCCACCACCACUGUAUUGUAUUUCAUAAUUUAAUUUCAGACUGUGAUAUUGGUUUGCACGUGUUACCCUUUUGAUUUUUUAUAGUUUGGUAUGUGAAUGAAUUGCUUUAGUUUUUAACUAAUGAUUUUCUUGGAGAAUAUUAGUUAAAAGUCAACUGUAUUGCUCAAUCUUUUCACACAGAUUAUAUUUAUGAAUGGUAUGUGACAUUACAAUACUGUGUACAGUAUAAAUCUGAAAAUGGGGAUACUAUCAUGCAUAGAUUAAUUGUACUGAUUUAUGUUUAGGAAGAAAUUACUUUGUUGUGGGAUUUAUGUGUUGUUUGUUUCAAAUUUUUUUAUGUUUUUGAUUUUUCAUUAAAUAUACUUAACAGGAAUGCACAUGUGUACAGCAAGGAACACACAUUUUUGUCUCUAAAAUUGA
Schistocerca serialis cubense is the source of this 5728-nucleotide messenger RNA. It is a transcript of the gene Dark, whose product is annotated as apoptotic protease-activating factor 1. Gene Ontology annotation, molecular function: protein binding; ADP binding. The transcript has 19 exons. The record is from RefSeq and is a predicted model, not a curated record. Gene Ontology annotation, biological process: regulation of apoptotic process. The coding region runs from base 364 to 4401 and encodes 1345 amino acids. NCBI's taxonomy places the organism in Eukaryota, Metazoa, Arthropoda, Insecta, Orthoptera, Acrididae.